Molecule: messenger RNA, 1545 nt
Organism: Acanthosepion pharaonis
Lineage: Eukaryota; Metazoa; Mollusca; Cephalopoda; Sepiida; Sepiidae
Source: the annotation of a GenBank genome assembly
AUGGAGGGGCCUUAUGCCGCGAGUACUUCUUGUACUUCUUCUUGUGCCCUCCUGAACAUCUUCCUUUAUCUCUUUCCUUUCCCUUGGAGAUCUAGAUCUAUCACGUCUUUCCCUAUAAUCGAACUGUUCCUCUUGCAUACUCUGGUGCUUACUACAGCGGUCCACUUAUCUCAAUCCACUUCAUAUCUAUCUAUCUAUCUAUCUAUCUAUCUAUCUAUCUAUCUAUCUAUCUCAUGUCAUUCCAGUCUCUUCUUAUCCGUGUCUCUUCCUAUCUCAGUUAAUCCCUAUCUAUCUAUCUAUCUAUCUAUCUAUCUAUCUAUCUAUCUAUCUAUCUCAGUCCACUUCAUAUCUAUCUAUCUAUCUAUCUAUCUAUCUAUCUCAAUAUGUUCACAUCUAUCUAUCUAUCUAUUUCAUGUCAUCCCAGUCUCUUCCUAUCCGUGUCUCUUCCUAUCUCAGUUAAUCCCUUAUCUAUCUAUCUAUCUAUCUAUCUAUCUAUCUAUCUAUCUAUCUCAGUCCACUUCAUAUCUAUCUAUCUAUCUAUCUAUCUAUCUAUCUAUCUAUCUCAAUAUGUUCACAUCUAUCUAUCUAUCUAUUUCAUGUCAUCCCAGUCUCUUCCUAUCCGUGUCUCUUCCUAUCUCAGUUAAUCCCUAUCUAUCUAUCUAUCUAUCUAUCUAUCUAUCUAUCUAUCUAUCUAUCUCAGUAUGUUCACAUCUAUCUAUCUAUCUAUCUCAUGUCAUCCCAGUCUCUUCCUAUCCGUGUCUCUUCCUAUCUCAGUUAAUCCCGAUCUAUCUAUCUAUCUAUCUAUCUAUCUAUCUAUCUAUCUAUCUAUCAUUUUCAAUUUGUCCAUAUCUAUCUAUCUAUCUAUCUAUCUAUCUAUCUAUUUCAAACAUCCUUCUUAAUUGUGAUUUCUUCUUCUUCUUCUUCUUCUUCUUCUUCUUCUUCUUCUUCUUCUUCUUCCUUCUCCUCCUCCUUCUUCUUUUUCGUAUAUCUCUUUCUACUUCUACUUUUUCUUCAUCUUAUGUUUAUCCAUUUGCCCACCUUUUUCCUCUAUUUGUUCCUCUGCCCCGUUCUUCUUCUUCUCCUCCUCCUCCUCUUUCUUCUUCUUCUUCUUCUUCUUCUUCUUCUCCUCCUCCUUCUUCUCUUCCUCCUCCUCCUUCUCCUCCUCCUCUUUCUUCUUCUUCUUCUUCUUCUUCUUCUUCUUCUUCUUCUUCUUCUUCUUUCUGCCUCUCUAAUUUCUCAACAUUUUCUUUCUCUCUCUCUCUCUUUCUUUCUCUCUCUCUCUUUCUCUCUCUCUCUUUACCGCAAACAUUUAUUUCCGGAUGCUUUCUCAACGGCUAUGUUCUUCCUGCUUGUUUCCCACAUCAUAAAAUCGUUACCUCCAUCCAUUUUCAUUCACCUCGUCCUCUUUGGCGUCAUUUUUCGGGCUUUAAAUCCGCCAUUACUAAUGCCAACAUCGGGUCAGAAAAUAAAAAAAAAGGAAAUCACAUCAAAGCUGUCUCUGUCACUGGUAUUACGAACACAAAGUAUUUGGGAUAUGAAAUGUAA